AUGUUAGCUGAAUUCAACAAACAUUUUUCCAAUGCUUAUAAACAAACUCGUACUCAUCUUUUGAAUAAAGUCGAUCCACUAAUCAUUUUUAAUGGUGACUAUUUAACAUUGUUUCAUCGUGGAAAACAAACGCGAACUCAACUGAUUCUACCAUUAUAUGAUGAUCUAAAGGCCAUAUCACAUAUUCCAUUUACAAUCUAUCUUCGUCUAUUCAAUAUUCUAUUUGAUAAUAAACAAUGUAUUUCAUCAAAUCAAACGGAAGAAUUUCAAAUAUAUUUAAAUGAAAUCGAUAAUAUUCGACAAUCAUUAGAUUUUCCAUCAUCGUCGGCCGAUAAUAUUUUACAAACACAAGAGGCUAUUAUCGAUUUAUCUAUUGACUAUCUUCAUUCAAUAAUCAAAUCGAAACAAUUGAAUGAAAUUGAAUUAAAACAAUUUUGUCAAAAAGCUAGUCAACUUUUUACAAUUAAUUUUAAGCGAGCUGCUCGUCUUUCACUUGACCUUCUUCAUUCAAUUGUACAAAAUUGGUAUACAAAAUUAUUCAAUGAAACCGAACGACAAUCGGUUAAAAUACUUAUUUUAGGACCAAAAGCAGCACGUAAUGGUUUCAUAGCUAAACUCUAUUUUUAUAAAUUACUCCAUGUUGAACAAGAAGGUGAACGAAUUGUAUAUGUGGAAAGUGUAUACGACGAACAACAAGCAUUGGCCAUAUUUGGUUCAUGGUUACUUGAUGCUGAAGCGGGCGAUAUGUUUUUUAAUGAUCGUUCACAACUACAUCGCGAUCUUAUGAUGGAUGCAGCAAAUCUAUAUAUUACAAAAUUGUUUCAACAGCAGAAAAACUAG
This is a messenger RNA of Rotaria sp. Silwood1, 840 nucleotides long. Lineage: Eukaryota; Metazoa; Rotifera; Eurotatoria; Philodinida; Philodinidae. The record is from the annotation of a GenBank genome assembly.